Striga hermonthica is the source of this 1779-nucleotide messenger RNA. The record is from the annotation of a GenBank genome assembly. Lineage: Eukaryota; Viridiplantae; Streptophyta; Magnoliopsida; Lamiales; Orobanchaceae.
AUGGCGAUGGCGGGUUUGUACAGGCGUAUUCUCCCUACUCCUCCAGCUGUCGAUUUCGCGUCUUCCGAAGGCAAGAAACUCUUCACAGAGGCCAUUCACAAUGGGACCAUGGAAGGUUUCUUUAAAUUGAUUUCUUAUUUCCAGACACAAUCUGAACCUGCAUAUUGUGGUUUGGCUAGCCUCUCAAUGGUCUUGAACGCCCUUGCCAUUGAUCCUGGCAGAAAAUGGAAAGGGCCUUGGAGAUGGUUUGAUGAAAAUAUGUUGGAUUGUUGUGAGCCUCUGGAGAAGGUGAAGGAUAAAGGCAUCUCAUUUGGUAAAGUAGUAUGCCUGGCGCAUUGUGCUGGAGCUAACGUUGAAGCUUUUCGUACGAAUCAGAGUACCAUUGAUGAUUUUAGGAAAUAUAUUAUGGCUUGUUCAAGUUCAGAUGAUUGUCAUGUGAUUUCGUCAUAUCACAGAGGAGCAUUUAAGCAGACUGGAACAGGUCAUUUUUCACCUAUUGGUGGAUAUCAUGCUGGAAGGGACAUGGCAUUAAUCUUAGAUGUUGCAAGGUUUAAGUAUCCUCCUCACUGGGUUCCACUUGGCCUUCUUUGGGAAGCUAUGGAUACCGUGGAUGAAUCGACUGGACUACUCCGAGGGUUCAUGCUUGUGUCUAGGCGGCAGAGAGCACCGUCUUUGCUUUAUACCCUGAGCUGCAAACAUGAGAGUUGGACCACUACUGCAAAAUAUUUGAUGGAUGAUGUCCCGGUGCUGUUAAGUUCAGACAACAUUAAUGAUGUCAAGAAAGUCCUCUCCACCGUUUUCACAUAUCUGCCUUCAGAUUUUGCAGAGUUCAUUAAAUGGGUAGCCGAGAUUCGUAGGAAAGAAGAUGGGGCUCAAAGCCUAAGUGAAGAAGAAAAAGAAAGGCUUACUACCAAGGAGGAGGUUUUGAAGCAAGUGCAAGAAACGGGCCUUUACAAGCUAGUGAGUGAUAUUCUGUCUUCAGAAAAACUAGUCUGCCAAAUGAAGCAAAUUUCAUGCCACCAAGACAAUUUAUCCACUAUUGCUGCUAACGUGUGCUGCCAAGGGGCCGGGAUUUUGACUGGGAAACCAGGCCCAUCAUAUAGAUUCUGCUGCCGGGAGACAUGUGUGAGAUGUUACAGAGCUGUCAACAGUGACAAGCCUGUCACAGUAGUAUCCGGUACAGUGGUCAAUGGCAAUGGAGAACAAGGAGUUGAUAUGUUAGUCCCCUCAACUCAAAUGGAACAUAAUGGCUGCAGUUUGGGGUCGUGUGGUAAUUCUGGCAUGCACCCGGACAGCAAUGAUGUGCUUACAGCACUUCUACUCGCAAUGCCCCCAGAAACGUGGUCCAACAUUAAAGAUGAGAGGAUUUUGGAGGAAAUAUCCAGCUUAGUGUCGACCAAGAAUUUUCAUCCACUGCUUCAAGAAGAGAUAUUGCAUUUGCGAGGUCAACUACUUAUGCUCAAGAGGUGCAAGGAUAACAAGGUCUUAGGUGAAGUAGCUGUAGGUACAUCCUACAGACACAGAUUGGGCCUGAAUUUUCUUGGAAAUGAUGCAGUAGCAAUACCACUCAAGAGGUUAAAUUUAUACGCAAAGCGUCCAGAAAAUUAUUCAUUAAUGCCUCGCCGAGGUUUAAUCUCUCCCGGAGUAGGGAGACCUGGCAUGGAGUAUUCAGUUUUUUCUGCUUCAAAUUCAAGGGGAUCUAUGAUUGCUUGCCCCUUAACUUCACUAUUAUAUAGAAAACAGAAUUUUGGUUUGGGACAUCCCCCUUUUCUAGUUUAA